Messenger RNA from Meloidogyne enterolobii, 745 nucleotides. Lineage: Eukaryota; Metazoa; Nematoda; Chromadorea; Rhabditida; Meloidogynidae. The record is from the annotation of a GenBank genome assembly.
UUUUCUAUACCACUUUUAAUGUUUAUUACACCUAUUAGGUCGUUUCGUUACUUUAAAGUAUUUGCUCCUUUAAUCAAUAAUAGUGGAAUUUUACUGCAUACAAGAACCGCUACAAUAAUGUCUACAAUUGAAGAAUUCAAGAAAAAUUCAAUUGUUUCUGAUGUUGUUCCAACAGCACCUGAGAAAAGAAUUCGUGUGACUUACGAUAGUGGCGUUGAGGCAAAUCUUGGUAAUGUUCUUACACCAACCCAAGUUAAAAAUCCUCCGACUAUAACUUGGGAAGCGGAGGAUGGUGUUCUUUAUACUCUUGCAAUGACUGAUCCUGAUGCUCCUAGCAGAGCUGAUCCGAAAUUUCGUGAAUGGCAUCAUUGGCUUGUUGUUAAUAUUCCUGGUAAUGAUGUCUCAAAAGGAGAAGUUCUUAGCGAAUAUGAUACUGGACUUCACCGAUAUGUAUUUUUGGUUUAUAAACAAAAUGGGAAAAUACAUGACCCAGAACAUGGGCAUUUGACUAAUCGUUCAGGUGACAAUCGAGGGUGUUUCAAAAUUAAUGAUUUCGCUAAGAAACAUGGUCUUGGUAAUCCAAUUGCCGGCAACUUUUAUCAGGCAGAAUAUGACGACUAUGUUCCUAUACUUUAUAAGCAAUUGGGAGAUUGAAUGGAAAUGAGUUAAAUAAAAAAAUAAAAUUGAGUGGAUUUCCACAAAAAUAUUAUUUUGAGGUUUUCUGAUAUUUAAAAAAUAUUUAUUU